Molecule: messenger RNA, 1161 nt
Organism: Cladocopium goreaui
Lineage: Eukaryota; Dinophyceae; Suessiales; Symbiodiniaceae
Source: the annotation of a GenBank genome assembly
AUGGCACGGGCUAGCCAAACCCGCAGAACAUGGUGUGCUACGCGCAUCUGGCUAGUCGUGCCGACGGCAUGGGCCUUUCAUUCCAUGUUGCCGCUUCUUUUUGUGCCCCCUGCUUCCCCAUCAAUACAGCACGGCGCGAAAAAAGCGCAAAGAAACUUGCGGACCCCAGGCCCAUUGCAGCCAUUGGGGCCAUGGGCUGCUUUGCUGACACCAGUGGCUGCACAUGCUGAAGACCCGCAAGGAGGGGAUUGGUUUGAGCCUUUCGUUGAUAUCAAUGCCAAGAUCAUCGAAGGCAUUGAUGGGGUUGUUGGAUCCGCCGGCUUUGCCAUCGUGCUGUACACCAUCAUCAUCAAGGUGGCAACUUUCCCGCUGCAGCAACCAGCUUUGCGGACAUCAGCGCUAAUGCAAUUGCUCUCUCCUCAGACAGAUGAGAUAGAACGAAGGUAUCCUCUCGAUGAAGAGGGGCGGGGACGCACUCUGCGAGAGCUUUACGGAAAAGUUGGAUUGAACCCUUUCGCGGCUUUCCUUCCAAUUCUUUUCCAACUCCCAGUUUUCAUCGCGCUCUUUCGGGCAAUUGGCAAGUUGGCAUCCCAGGAUGAGCAUUUUAAGGAGCCUUUCUUGUGGAUCCCCAGCCUUGCAGGCCCAGUUGCCAGCGGAAGGCCAAGCCUAGACUGGCUGCUGAAGACUCGGUACAGCGACCAUUUUGAGCCCUUGGUUGGCGGGGAGGAUGCUGGGUUCUACCUGGUUCUUCCGUUCUUGGUGUUCCUCCUUCAACUCCUUUCCAACAGGAUGAGCGCUGCCUCGAAAGAGUCAAUUUCUGCGUCCGUCCUUGCUCCUUUGUUUAUUGGCAUUUCAACUCUUGUGAGCCCUCAAGGCGUUGGCGUUUAUUGGUUUACCAACACCCUUCUGACAACAGCGCAGCUGAAGUUCACGCAGAACCAAGUUGCUGCGGAGUUUCCAGAGUACAAGAAGAUCAAAGAUGCAGUUGAUGCAGAGGGGGAAGGAAUGAGAUAUACCAGGACAUCACCAUUUGUCAAGAACGAUUUGGUCGAAAAGUCCGUCAAAGACUUGGAAGAGCCAUCAGGAAAUGUGGAGGUGAAGCCAGAAUCUCGAAGCGCACGGCGCAAGAAGCGUGGCAAGUCGCGGGCUAGAAGUAGCUAG